This is a messenger RNA of Papilio polytes (common Mormon), 2022 nucleotides long. RefSeq lists its product as uncharacterized. Gene Ontology annotation, molecular function: nucleic acid binding. The record is from RefSeq and is a predicted model, not a curated record. The transcript has a single exon. Gene Ontology annotation, biological process: DNA integration. The coding region runs from base 78 to 953 and encodes 291 amino acids. Lineage: Eukaryota; Metazoa; Arthropoda; Insecta; Lepidoptera; Papilionidae.
CCAAAUGUCAUUCAGGAAAAAUUCAAGCUGAACUUCACCCAAUCCCUAAAGUCACAGUACCAUGGCAUACUAUACACAUGGACGCGACAGGCAAAUUAAGCGGCAAGCGAGAUGCAAAAGAAUACAUCUUUGUAUCAGUUGAUGCUUUCACAAAGUAUGUACUUUUACAUCAUACUGUUAACAUUGACUCUACCAAUGCCAUAAGAGCUUUAAAAGCAGGAGUAUCAUUAUUUGGAGCUCCAAUACGUGUAAUAGCGGAUCAGGGACGUUGUUUUGCCAGUAACGACUUUAAAGAGUUUUGUGCCGCGCACAAUAUUAACCUACAUUUAAUAGCUACAGGUUCUAGUCGCGCUAAUGGUCAGGUAGAACGUGUAAUGUCUACAUUAAAAAAUAUUUUAACCACGGUGGAGUUGGAUAACAAUAAAUCUUGGCAAACGGCAUUACCCGAAGUGCAGUUAGCCUUGAAUUGCACAACAAAUCGAACCACAAAAGCGAGUCCCCUUGAAUUACUUAUUGGAAAAGUAGCUAGACCCUUACAGUUAAUGACAUGCGAUACAAAUGAGACUGACGUUGAUUUAGAAACUAUAAGAGAACAAGCGGCGCAAUCAAUUGAAGCAAGUGCUUCAAUGGAAAAAUCUAGGUUUGACAAAAAUAAAGCAAAAGUAAAAAACUUUAAUGUAGGUGACUAUGUUUUGUUAGAAAAUCAAGAACGAAAUAAGACAAAGUUAGAACCCAAAUUUAAGGGACCAUACAGGGUUGUAGAGUUACUUGAUGGUGACAGGUAUCUACUCAAAGCAUUGGAUUCCAAUCGGACAUACAAAUAUGCCCAUGACCGCUUAAAAUCUAUUCCUGAAUGCUACGUUCCUUUGGAGUUGAAUCUUGCACUAGAUGAACCAAUAGAAUCAGUUGAGUCAGGAUGCACCGCUAACGGCGCUGGUAAGUUACAGUCUUAAAUUUCUUAGUGAUUGGCCUGUGUGGCAUUAACCUGUGUGGUAUCAGCCUGUGUGGCAUCAGCCUGUGUGGCAUCAGCCUGUGUGGCAUCGGCCUGUGUGGCAUCGGCCUGUGAGGCAUCGGCCUGUGUGGCAUCAGGCUGAGUAGCAUCGGCCUGUGUGGCAUCGAUCUGUGUGGUAUUUGACUGUGUGACAUAGGCUCAUCUAUCGCUUGUGUGUUACUCUAUAGUGUGGGAAUAGAGUGAGUGGCGUUGACCUGUACUGCAUACGCCAUGGUGACAUUCAUCUGUGUGUGGCUGUGUGAUCUAUGUGAAAUUGUCUAGUGUGUAAUUCGUUUGAGUGGUAAUGAUAUGCUUGAUACCUACUGAUGUGGUAUUCGUUUGAGUGACACCAGUCAAUUCACUAUAUAUCUGUCUGUUGUUAACUAGCAAAACGCAAAUUAGUAGUAUUGUUUAACUUUAAAUCUGUGUGUGAAUUAUAAUAAUACUAAUUUGAAUAAUAUCUGUUGCUAGACAACUGUUUAGUAGAAGUUGUUUUAGUGUGUCAGAAUGACCGAGUGUUAAUGGCGUUAACACUUUGACGAAUGAAAACUUUGUUGUUUACAGAUGAGGAGGAGUAAUAGACGCACGAGGACGUGCGAUGUUGCAGGACGGCCGUAACGGCGCGCAAUUAUUGUUACUUAAAUCGAUUAAUAUUUCAAUUGAAUAGUUAUUUUUAAAGUGUUGCCAAUAUGUAAAAUUAGUUAAAUGAAGAAUGGUUAAUUUUAAUUCAUGAGCGGGCAACCCCGAAUGGGUUCGUACGCGUCAGAGCAACGAUCUAUUUGACGGUUGGAAUGUCAGGUGAUGAUCGAGCUGUGUGCGCUUACAAAUCCAUUGGCUCGUGUUUUUCAUAAGUUUUAGUGAUCUGAUUAUAUUGUGAUGUGUACUAAUUUGUAAUAAAACAGUGUCACUGGUUGUUUUGCGGUUAUACUUUCAAGAAUCUCCCAAACACACGCCCAUAAUGCAAGACGAUACCAAUCAAGUAAAUAAUCCGCCUUCGGAGCUUACACCUCCGCCGCUCGGUACUCCGACAU